Molecule: messenger RNA, 2007 nt
Organism: Plasmodium fragile
Lineage: Eukaryota; Apicomplexa; Aconoidasida; Haemosporida; Plasmodiidae
Exons: 1
Coding region: 1-2007 (668 amino acids)
Cellular component (GO): cytosol; nucleus
Molecular function (GO): protein binding; protein serine/threonine phosphatase activity
Source: RefSeq, a predicted model, not a curated record
AUGAUAAACGAGGAAGGCAUAUACAACGAGAGUCGAAGCGCGGAAGAGAAAAUCCAGGGUAGCAAGUCUCAUGGAAAAGGCGCGAAUGACAGUGGGGCGAAGCCCUGCGGAUCGCAAGUAAGCACAGAUGAUAAUGUUUCUAACGGAGGAGCGGGGUCGCACGAGGACACGGACUCGAAGGAGAAGGACCCGGACGCGAAUGACGAAUCGGACUUGCCCGGGGAAGACUCUCCGGAGAAAGGGGACAAUUCGGAAAAGGCUGCUAGCGAAGCGGCUAAUAGAGCAGAUGCUAGUGUGAAGGAAUGCAAGGAGGGGGAAUCCAAACAGGGCAAAUGCAAAGAAGGGCAUCCUGAUGCGGAUACGCCUCAAACGGGGGACACCCCUCCCGAGGAAGCCAAAAAAAAUGUGAGCAUCGAGCUGCUCAAAACAUGUGACGCCCUGAAAAACCUGGGCAACAAGUACUUCAAAGAGAAUAACUACCUGGCAUCUCUUAAGUACUACACAAGUGCGAUCGAUUUGAUAAAAAAGGUCUACGAGGUUCAAGACCCUGUUUGUAUGGACCUACUAAAUAGCAUAAGCGUGGACGCCUUACCAAGUGAAAUCACCAUAGAUGAGGAGGACGUGAAGGUGUUACAAGAACUUUAUUUAAACAGUGCUAUCACAAAAAAGAGUGAAUUUAUUAGCGUAAAAGAAACAGAUAUACAUAUAUACUAUACGAAUAGAUCCUUCUGCCAUAUGAUGUUAGAAAAUUAUGGCUCGUCCAUAGAAGACAUUGAUGAAGCAAUAAAAAUUAAUCCCUUAUAUGCAAAGGCCUACUACAGAAAAGGCUGCUCCUUUUUAAUGCUUUCAGAUUUGAAGAGCGCAUCUGACUGCUUUCAGAAGGUGUUAAAAUUAACUAAGGAUAAAAAUUCGGAAAUAAAAUUAAAGCAGUGUAAAAAAUUAUUAUUUGAGCAACAAUUCCAGAAGGCCAUUGAGUUAGAGCAGAAAUUGCCCUACUACGAAACGGUGGUGUUGGACUCUCUGAAAAUUGAAAAUGUGGAAGCCCCCAUUUAUGACAGCAACAAUUUAAGUAUUGAUUUUUUACAAAAGGUUGUAGAGUACAUAAGUGUCCCGGGUCAAAAAUUAAAUAAGAAAUGUGUUUGUGCCAUCGUCUUGGAUGUUAUAAAAUUGCUUAAGGAACUACCAACCCUAGUGCGUCUAAAUUUAGAAGAAGAUGAAACGCUAACCAUAUGUGGAGAUAUCCAUGGCCAAUUUUAUGACCUCUUAAAUAUUAUGAAAAUAAAUGGAUACCCAUCGGAAAAAAAUUCCUACUUGUUUAAUGGGGACUUUGUUGAUAGAGGAAGUUUCUCUGUUGAAGUUAUUAUAUUUUUAUUUCUCGCUAAGCUGACCUUCCCUAAUAAUGUACAUUUGACAAGAGGAAAUCACGAAACGGAUAAUAUGAACAAGUUGUAUGGAUUUUUAGGAGAGUUGCAAGAAAAAUAUGAUGAAAAAAUGCAUGUGCUUUUUUCUGAUUCGUUUAAAUUUUUACCCCUAGCUUAUGUACUCAAUGAUACCAUUUUUAUUUGCCAUGGUGGAAUCCCUAGUAAAACUGAUACCACUUUGGAGGACAUUGAAAAAAUAGACAGAAAUACCGAGCCCAUGGAUGAAGGCAUCAUGACCGAUUUGUUGUGGUCAGACCCAAAUGAAGAAAAAGGAUUUAAGCCAUCCAAGAGGGGAAUUGGAUUUUCAUUUGGUACAGACAUUACCGAAAGCUUCCUUAAAAGAAACAACCUCAGUCUCAUAAUUAGGUCACACGAAGUCAGGGAUGAGGGUUACUCGAUUGAGCAGAACGGCAUGUUGUACACCGUUUUUAGUGCCCCUAACUACUGCGAUAUUAUGAAGAACAAGGGCGCUUUUCUGAAGUUCAAAGGGCGAUCCGUUAAGCCCAAAUGCAUCACCUUCACGGAGGUAAAGCACCCCAACGUGCCGUCCCUCAAGUAUGCGCACAAUUUAUACCAGAAUAUUUAG